AUGGAGGGUCCGAGCCGAAGCAGUGGUUUCAGGCAGAGCCGACGGUCUCGUUCCCAGCGCGACAGGGAACGGCAGAGGAGAAGAGUCGACCUGGCUGAACAACGAGCCACAUCCCUGUCCUCGGGCUCUGAACGUGAAGCUUGUGGAACAAACUCGGUUCUUGGUGCCGGUGGACGAGAAUGCCGACCCGGAUUUGGAAGACACAGGCCUCCUCGUCGGAGGAAAAGGGAAUCGAUGUCAUGCGAGGAAGACCUCAUCGACGGUUUCGCUAUUGCGAGCUUCAUCAGUUUCGAGGCCUUGGAGAUGGACUGCUCUCUGAAGCCCACCCAGCGUGCCGCUAUGCUGAUGGGCAGAGGCAACAAGAGGAAGAGGAAGCGAGGGCCGGAGGAGAACGGUGGAGGGCCCCUCUCGGAGCCCGAUGAAGGCGGCCCGCCCAGCUUCUCCCAUAGUUGCUGGAGCACGAAUAGAAAGAAGAGGAGAAAGACGGAUGUGAAGGUGCUGCAACCACAUCAUAUUGUUGAGAACCAGCAUCUGACUCAUUAUCUGUUCUGUUCAUAUAGCUGGUUGUGCAAGGGGUUCCAUAGAUCACACUAUUAUGUUUGCCAAGUAUGCAAGAUUUCCAUCCCACAUAUAUGUGACAUUGCACUAGUCACUGCUCUUGGUGUUUUAAGGGUCUAGCCAUAACACUAAUAUGUAGUCUUAAGCAGCCUGGUUUGCUUCGUCAUUGGUUCCUUCCUCUUACUUUUAACUGACUGUACAUUAUACAUAAUGAUUGAGGAUGAGACUGAUGUGACAGGAAAUCAGAUUGUCAAAAAUAAUAUACAAAAAAGCCUCAAUGCUGUUCAAGAUCUUAUGGCAUCUUCUUUAUGACAUUUUUUAGUAGCUAGCUCUAUGUGGCUUCUAAAAUGCUAGAUGAAAUUACAAAGGUAAACAACUAAUGGCUCACAUCCUGGUGUAGAGCGAAGUGCCCGGGGGACAUCCCAAGUUAAUUAAUGUGUGGAGAAAGUCUGUAGCAAAGCAAUCGCAACAUUAUAUUCAUUCUUGUACACCUGGAAGUACAGCUAGACCUGUAUUUUUUUUUUAUCCCAAGUCACGCGCAGGCCAAAAACAAACUUGGGUAAGCUAAGGCUAGAGCUAGAGAAGAUGGCCAGUAGCAUUGCAAGGGGAGAGGGUGAGGGGUGACCAUCGUGAAAACUCACAAUAACGGGAGAGAUGGCCCGCAGCCUAAUACUUUUGUUAUGUUUUUGCAGGCAUAUAAAGUGUGCUACAGGCAGAAUUAAUGAUUCUUUCGGGGUGUAAAGAGAACUUGAAAUAUGACAAAAUGGCUUCUUAAAUGUAUUGCCUACCCUAGCUUUAAGAAAAUGUAGAGUUUAAAAUUGUAAGAGUUUUACAAAAUACUUUCCCUGCUUUAAUUAACUAGGGUUGGCGUCCUGGAAGCUGCUCUUCAAUAACCUUCUAAUAAUUGAAUAAUGCAAGCAGAUGGACAUGUUUACCUGACUAAAUGUUGUGCUUUACUUUGCUAUAGGUUGUGACUUUAAAAUUGUACCCUUGUAUCCUCU
Messenger RNA from Gadus chalcogrammus (walleye pollock), 1559 nucleotides. It is a transcript of the gene fbrs, whose product is annotated as fibrosin. The record is from RefSeq and is a predicted model, not a curated record. Lineage: Eukaryota; Metazoa; Chordata; Actinopteri; Gadiformes; Gadidae. The coding region runs from base 1 to 678 and encodes 225 amino acids. The transcript is spliced from 2 exons.